AUGGCGAUUAAGGUAGUAGUUGAAGGGAGCACUCUGAAUGUCAUUAGCGCUUACGCCCCACAAACGGGCUUGGACGAGGAGGUUAAAAGGCACUUCUGGGAGGCGAUGGAUGAGGUGGUACGAGGUAUUCCACCUACGGAGAAUCUAUUCAUAGGAGGGAAUUUCAAUGGUCAUAUUGGGUCGUCUGCUGGUGGCUAUGGUGAGGUGCAUGGUGGCUUCAGCUUUGGUGAUAGGAACGGGGGUGGUACCUCACUGUUAGAUUUUGCUAGCACUUUUGAGUUGGUAAUCGUGAAGUCUAUGUUUCCUAAGAGAGAGGAACAUUUGGUUACUUUCCGGAGUAUGGUGGCUAAGACAUACAUUGACUAUCUCCUCUUCAGGAGGUAUGAUAAGGGGUUGUGCGAGGAUUGCAAGGUGAUCCCGAGUGAGAACCUCACAAAUCAACAUAGGCUCCUGGUGAUGGACGUGGGUAUCUUGAUGAAGAGGAAGAAGAGGUUUGUAUGGGGUCAGUCGAGAAUCAGGUAG
Molecule: messenger RNA, 522 nt
Organism: Nicotiana tabacum (common tobacco)
Lineage: Eukaryota; Viridiplantae; Streptophyta; Magnoliopsida; Solanales; Solanaceae
Source: RefSeq, a predicted model, not a curated record